GCAAGUAGAGAGCGAAGGGUGGGAAUGGAGAAGUGGAGAGAGUAAAGUGGGAAGAAGGGAGAGACAGAGAAAGAGAGAAGAGAGGCGAACUGGUUGGUGCACAGUCACGUAUCGUAAUGUCAGUAUAGAGGCACCGCUUCGGCAGAAAAGGCACGCGAGUAGCUAGGACCCUCGAGGCGGACUGAAUGAGAAUUUGGUAGCAACCGGUAUGAUGUUUCUGAAGAUCGUGCCUUGCACGAUGCUGUGUUACUUGGCCGCAGCAGCGUUACUCGGCGUGCUUCUGUUUCUGCUAGCGGUGUACGCUUACGCUCAGUACACGUUGGGAAUCUGCAAGAGCAAGAACAGAAUGGACGGGAAAACUGUGAUAGUGACUGGAUGCACUUCCGGUAUCGGUAAGGAGACAGCGAGGGACAUCGCGAAAAGAGGGGCCAGGCUGAUCAUGGCCUGUCGAAACGUGGACGCCGCGGAAACAGUAAAAGAGGAGUUCGUGAAGGAGUCGAAGAACGAGAACAUCGUCGUCCGAAAAUUGGACCUCUCCUCGCUGGCCUCGGUCAGAGAGUUCGCGCAGCAAAUAAAUCGCGAGGAGAACAGGUUGGACGUGUUGAUCCACAACGCGGGGACCGCGGAGGUGUUCAGGAAGAAGGUUUCUGAGGACGGUCUGGAGAUGACCAUGGCGACCAAUCACUACGGUCCAUUUUUGCUUACUCAUCUUCUGAUAGGUAAGCUACUUUUUUUUCGGCGACCCUCGGUUCAUGUUAAUCACUGUCCAUUGUACACGGUACUGUCAACAGACCUGUUGAAGCGAUCGAAACCGAGCCGCAUAGUCGUCGUCGCCUCUUCACUGUACGUUUUUGCAAGACUGAACCUGGAAAACGUGAACCCGACGACAUCCUUGCCCGGGUACCUGUACUACGUUUCUAAAUACGCGAACAUCGUGUUCUCAUUGGAGUUGGCGAGGCGUCUUCAAGACUCCGGCGUCACUGUCAACUGUUUGCAUCCUGGCCUGAUGAACACCGGCAUCUGGAAGAACGUCCCGCCACCGAUGUCCUGGAUACUGAACUUCAUGCUGAACACCUUCUCCAAAUCCCCGGAGCAAGGAGCACAGACGACCAUACACCUGGCGGUGUCCGAGGAACUGGAACAAGUUACCGGCAAAUACUUCUCGGACUGUCAGGAGUCGACUCUCACCCGCGGCAUACAAGACCCGUCGAAAGGCAAGAAGUUCUGGGAGUUAAGCGAGACCAUGGUGAAACUGCAGCCUACGGAUCCGAAGAUUUAGGGAUCCGAGUGUUUCCUCCAAAGUAUUUAAGAACUUCCGUCGCAAGUUCAGCUAUUGUUACUUAAUAUAUGUUUAAUAACGACAACGAAGUGACGAUAAUAA
Molecule: messenger RNA, 1381 nt
Organism: Nomia melanderi (Alkali bee)
Lineage: Eukaryota; Metazoa; Arthropoda; Insecta; Hymenoptera; Halictidae
Source: RefSeq, a predicted model, not a curated record